UGGAGUUCCAUGGAGUUAUGAGAUUUUAUUUUCAAGAUAAAGCUGCUGGAAACUUUGCAACAAAAUGUAUUCGUGUCUCUAGUACUGCCACAACGCAAGAUGUGAUAGAAACGCUUGCGGAGAAAUUCCGGCCUGACAUGCGGAUGCUGUCCUCCCCCAAGUACUCUCUGUAUGAGGUGCACGUCAGCGGAGAAGAAAGAAGACUGGACAUAGAGGAGAAGCCGCUAGUCGUGCAGUUGAACUGGAACAGAGACGACCGGGAGGGCAGAUUUGUUCUCAAGAAUGAAAACGAUGCCAUUCCUCCUAAGAAGGUUCAGAGUAAUGGACCUGAAAAGCAGGAAAAAGAAGGUGUUAUCCAGAACUUCAAGAGAACUCUCUCAAAGAAAGAAAAGAAGGAAAAGAAGAAGAGAGAGAAAGAGGCAUUGAGACAAGCAUCUGAUAAAGAUGAUAGAACUUUCCAGUCGGAUGACAUUGAGAAUUCUCGACUGGCUGCUGAGGUUUACAAAGACAUGCCUGAAACUAGCUUUACCCGAACAAUCUCUAAUCCUGAGGUGGUUAUGAAACGGCGGAGGCAGCAAAAGCUGGAAAAGAGAAUGCAGGAAUUUCGGAGCUCCGAUGGGCGGCCUGAUUCAGGUGGAACACUGAGAAUUUAUGCAGAUAGUUUAAAACCAAAUAUUCCCUACAAGACAAUCCUCCUGUCGACUACCGAUACUGCAGACUUUGCUGUGGUUGAAGCUUUAGAGAAGUAUGGUCUGGAGAAAGAGAGUCCUAAGGAUUACUGCAUCGCCCGGGUUAUGCUUCCUCCUGGAUCCCAACAUUCUGAUGAAAAAGGUGCUAAAGAAAUUAUCCUUGAUGACGAUGAGUGUCCCCUGCAAAUCUUCCGGGAAUGGCCCAGUGACAAAGGGAUUUUAGUCUUCCAGUUGAAGAGGAGGCCACCAGACCACAUCCCAAAGAAAACCAAAAAACAGGUGGAUGGGAAGCCACUCAAAGGGAAGGAGAGGGCCGACGGAUCUGCCUACGGCUCCUCGCUCCCUCCCGAGAAGCUGCCCUACUUGGUAGAACUAAGCCCAGAUGGCUCUGACUCCAGAGAUAAGCCAAAGCUCUACCGCCUUCAGCUCAGCGUCACUGAGGUGGGGACAGAGAAGUUUGAUGACAACUCCAUCCAGCUCUUUGGCUCAGGAAUCCAGCCUCAUCACUGUGACCUCACAAACAUGGAUGGUGUCGUGACUGUGACCCCGAGAAGCAUGGAUGCCGAGACGUACGUGGAGGGCCAGCUCAUCUCAGAGACCACCAUGCUGCAGAGUGGCAUGAAGGUCCAGUUUGGAUCACUGCACGUGUUCAAGUUCGUGGACCCCAGCCAGGAUCACACUAUUGCAAAGAGAUCUGUGGAUGGGGGUCUCAUGGUCAAAGGCCCCAGGCACAAACAGGGAAUUGUUCAGGAGACCACUUUUGAUUUGGAAGGAGAUGUGCACAGUGGAACAGCAUUACCAACAAGCAAGCAGAGUGCCUCCAGGCUGGACAGCGACCGAGGACCCUCUGCCUCCAGCACGGCUGAGCGAGGGAUGGUGAAGCCGAUGGUCAGGGUGGAGCAGCAGGACCACCGCAGGCAGGAGAGCAGAAGUCAGGAUGCUCCUGGGCCUGAACUGAUACUGCCUGCAAGCAUUGAAUUUAGAGAGAGUUCUGAAGAUUCAUUUUUAUCUGCCAUCAUAAACUAUACUAAUAGCUCUACAGUCCAUUUUAAGUUAUCACCCACAUAUGUAUUAUAUAUGGCAUGUCGGUAUGUAUUGUCGAACCAGUACAGACCUGAUAUCAGUCCUGCAGAGCGCACCCACAAGGUCAUUGCCAUAGUCAACAAGAUGGUGAGCAUGAUGGAAGGAGUGAUCCAGGAAGUAGACCAGGUUGAUCAGAAACAGAAGAACAUCGCAGGCGCGCUAGCCUUCUGGAUGGCAAACGCGUCAGAGCUCCUCAACUUCAUCAAGCAGGACCGGGACCUCAGUCGCAUCACUCUGGAUGCCCAGGAUGUCUUAGCACACCUGGUUCAAAUGGCGUUUAAAUACUUGGUUCACUGUCUUCAGUCAGAACUUAAUAAUUACAUGCCAGCCUUUCUGGAUGACCCUGAAGAGAAUAGUCUGCAGAGACCCAAAAUAGAUGACGUCCUGCACACACUCACAGGAGCCAUGUCACUGCUGCGGCGCUGCCGGGUGAACGCCGCCCUGACCAUCCAGCUCUUCUCACAGCUCUUCCACUUCCUCAACAUGUGGCUCUUCAACAGACUGGUGACUGACCCGGACUCAGGCCUGUGCUCGCACUACUGGGGCGCCAUCAUCCGCCAGCACUUAGGGCACAUUGAGGCCUGGGCGGAGAAGCAGGGGCUGGAGCUGGCAGCGGAUUGCCAUCUCAGCAGAAUAGUACAGGCAACCACUUUGCUUACUAUGGAUAAGUAUGCACCUGAAGACAUUCCAAAUAUAAACAGUACCUGCUUUAAGUUAAAUUCACUGCAGCUUCAAGCCUUAUUACAGAAUUAUCACUGUGCGCCCGAUGAGCCUUUUAUCCCUACGGAUCUUAUAGAAAACGUAGUGGCUGUCGCUGAGAAUACCGCCGACGAGUUAGCUCGCAGCGAUGGGAGGGAGGUGCAGCUGGAAGAGGAUCCUGAUCUCCAGCUGCCUUUCCUGCUGCCAGAAGAUGGCUAUUCUUGUGAUGUUGUCAGAAACAUUCCAAAUGGUUUACAAGAAUUCUUAGACCCCCUGUGCCAGCGAGGAUUUUGCAGGCUGAUUCCCCACCUGCGCUCACCAGGUACUUGGACCAUAUAUUUUGAAGGUGCGGAUUAUGAAAGUCACCUUAUGCGUGAGAACACAGAACUGGCGCAGCCUCUGAGGAAAGAACCUGAAAUAAUCACUGUGACCCUCAAAAAGCAGAAUGGAAUGGGCCUCAGCAUUGUUGCGGCAAAGGGUGCGGGUCAGGAUAAACUCGGGAUCUAUGUCAAGUCUGUUGUCAAAGGAGGUGCUGCAGAUGUGGACGGCCGGCUGGCUGCAGGGGACCAGCUCCUCAGUGUGGACGGGCGGAGUCUGGUAGGACUGUCUCAGGAGAGGGCAGCAGAACUCAUGACAAGAACGAGCUCUGUGGUAACACUGGAAGUCGCAAAACAAGGAGCGAUUUACCACGGCCUCGCUACGCUGCUCAACCAGCCAUCUCCGAUGAUGCAGAGAAUUUCAGAUCGCCGUGGCUCAGGGAAACCCCGACCAAAGAGUGAGGGUUUUGAGCUCUAUGGUAACUCAGCUCAGAACGGGUCCCCCGAGAGCCCCCCGCUGCCCUGGGCAGAGUACAGCGAACCAAAGAAACUGCCGGGCGACGACAGGCUGAUGAAGAAUCGGGCUGAUCACCGCUCCAGUCCCAACGUGGCAAACCAGCCCCCUAGUCCUGGAGGGAAACACACAUACGCCACCGGAACGACAGCCAAGAUAACGUCUGUUUCUACUGGAAACCUCUGCACUGAGGAGCAGACCCCUCCGCCCAGGCCUGAAGCAUACCCCAUUCCCACGCAGACAUACCCCAGAGAGUAUUUUACCUUCCCCGCUUCCAAGUCGCAGGACCGGAUGGUUCCUCCACAGAGCCAGUGGCCAAGUUAUGAGGAUAAGCCGCACGUGCACACAGACAGUGACCAUUCCAGUGUUGUGAUCCAGCGUGUUACCCGUUCCCAAGAAGAGCUGCGAGACGACCAAGAGUACCAGCUUGAGCGGCAUCGAACAGCGCCAGCUGAGGAUCGAAAGUCGGGCAGUGAUCUGUGGAUAAACCAGAGCUCCUCGGUGGAGUCCAGCACAUCAAGCCAAGAGCACCUGAACCAUUCCUCUAAAUCCAUCACUCCUGCGUCCACUUUAACCAAAAGUGGCCCUGGCCGUUGGAAAACGCCAGCUGCCGUCCAGCCAACCCCAGUGGCCAUCUCCCAGCCCAUCCGCACAGACCUGCCUCCGCCGCCCCCUCCUCCCCCAGCGCACUAUGCCAGUGACUUUGAUGGGAUGCCAAUGGACUUGCCUCUGCCGCCGCCCCCCUCUGUUGGCCAGAUGGGCACCCCAUCUGCCCAGGCGGCCGCUGCAGAGCGGAAGAAGAGAGAAGAGCAGCAGCGGUGGUAUGAGAAGGAAAAGGCCCGCUUGGAAGAGGAGCGUGAGAGGAAGCGGAGGGAGCAGGAACGGAAGCUGGGCCAGAUGCGCGCGCAGUCCCUGAACCCUGCGCAAUUCUCCCCCGUGACCGUGCAGCCGAUGAAGCCCGAGAAGCCCUCCACCCUGCAGAGGCCCCAGGAGACUGUCAUCCGAGAGCUGCAGCCACAGCAGCAGCCGCGUACCAUCGAGCGGCGGGACCUGCAGUACAUCACCAUCAGCAAGGAGGAGCUGUCGUCCAGUGACAGCCUGUCCCCAGAUCCAUGGAAGCGGGAUGCUAAAGAGAAGCUGGAGAAGCAGCAGCAGAUGCACAUCGUGGACAUGCUGAGCCGAGAGAUCCAGGAGCUGCAGGGCAAGCCCGACCGUACCGCCGAGGAGAACGACCGUCUCCGCAAGCUCAUGCUGGAGUGGCAGUUCCAGAAGCGGCUACAGGAGUCCAAGCAGAAGGACGAGGAUGACGAGGACGAGGAGGAUGACGACGUGGACGCCUUGCUGGUCAUGCAGCGGCUGGAGGCCGAGAGGAGAGCCAGGUUGCAGGACGAGGAGCGGCGGAGGCAGCAGCAGCUGGAGGACAUGCGGCAGCGGGAGGCGGAGGACCGCGCCCGCCAGGAGGAGGAGCGCCGGCGGCAGGAGGAGGAGCGCGGGAGGCGGGACGCCGAGGAAAAGAGGCGCCAGGAGGAGGGGUAUUACAGCCGCCUGGAGGCCGAGCGGCGCCGACAGCAUGACGAGGCAGAGCGGAGGCUGCUGGAGCCGGACGAGCCGGGUCUGUGCAGACCGCCGCCUCCACGGGACUACCAGCUCCCGUGCCCAGCCCCCGCGCCUAGCGCUCCUCCUCCCCCGCCUCAGCGCAACACCUCCUACCUCAAAACGCAGGUCCUCUCGCCUGACACGCUGUACACUGCCAAGUUUGUUGCAUACAAUGAGGAGGAGGAGGAGGAGGAGGAUUCCGGCCUGGCAGGUCAGGAUAAGUACGCCAGCACGAGAAAGUCUUACGGGGACCUUCUUCCCGCCGCCGCCCCAAAGCCGCAGCCCUCCUGCCAGCCGCGCCCCGUCUCCGAUGGCAUCUUUCUUUCCAACUCAUUCCAGCCACCCUCGGUCAAAGCCAACAGUACUGCCCACAAAGCAGGCCAGCCCCCACCCCCUCCAAAAAAACCGAACUUCUACCGUCCCAGCAGCUCCAAAGGACCAAACUCUUACACGGGAUCUACUGGAACAGCUGUUAGCACUCAUGAUGUUUACCGAGAUCCCAGAGACAAAUGGUCUAAAAGCCAAGAUGCCAACUUGCCUGGGGUUUCUGGAGCCCCUGAAAACUUGACAUUCAAAGAGCGCCAGCGUCUCUUCUCCCAAGGCCAAGACGUGUCCAAUAAAGUGAAAGCUUCACGGAAAUUAACAGAACUGGAAAAUGAACUGAACACCAAAUGACGGAAGGGCAAAGGAGCUGGAGUUGACCCCACCACCCUCCCAGGGUGGUUGUGCGGGGGUGACCUUAGAGGAGGGGAGGGGAGGCCACGUUUUAAAGUGAUUUGUAAUUUCUGUUUCUGAAACGGUUGAGAUUUAGAGAUGUUGCAAUUCCAAGAGAUUUUAUUUUACUUUACCAAGAGAUUGUCAUUUAUACAGUUUAAACACUGUCUUAUUUUGUUUAAUGAUCUGAAUCACACGAAGAUAACUUUUUUUGUUAGUUUCUUUUUUGGAAUCUGAGUUCCAAAAGGGGCGGAAUAGAUGUUUCUCCUUUCUUCCUUGCCUUCCCCCCAUAAUUGACCAGGGAGCACAGACAAUGAAGUUCUAUUUCUGUUUUUUUUUUUUUUUUUCCCAAAAACACU
Messenger RNA from Trichechus manatus latirostris (Florida manatee), 5971 nucleotides. It is a transcript of the gene AFDN, whose product is annotated as afadin, adherens junction formation factor. Gene Ontology annotation, molecular function: cell adhesion molecule binding. Gene Ontology annotation, cellular component: adherens junction. Gene Ontology annotation, biological process: regulation of protein localization; signal transduction. The record is from RefSeq and is a predicted model, not a curated record. Bases 18 to 5573 code for a protein of 1851 amino acids. NCBI's taxonomy places the organism in Eukaryota, Metazoa, Chordata, Mammalia, Sirenia, Trichechidae. The transcript is spliced from 32 exons.